This is a messenger RNA of Megalops cyprinoides (Indo-Pacific tarpon), 2032 nucleotides long. RefSeq names its product ubiquitin-fold modifier 1 (gene ufm1). The record is from RefSeq and is a predicted model, not a curated record. Gene Ontology annotation, biological process: protein K69-linked ufmylation. The coding region runs from base 63 to 320 and encodes 85 amino acids. Gene Ontology annotation, cellular component: cytoplasm; nucleus. The transcript has 6 exons. NCBI's taxonomy places the organism in Eukaryota, Metazoa, Chordata, Actinopteri, Elopiformes, Megalopidae.
CCGGGUCCUUUUGGCUUCCUGGUCGGGCGAGCAUAGUGUGAGAGAAAGCAGGCGUUCAAAAAAUGUCUAAGGUAACGUUUAAAAUCACGCUGACGUCGGACCCCCGGCUACCCUACAAAGUGUUAAGUGUUCCUGAAGGCACACCCUUCACAGCAGUUUUAAAGUUUGCAGCAGAAGAGUUUAAAGUACCUGCAGCAACCAGUGCUAUUAUCACAAAUGAUGGCAUUGGAAUCAACCCAGCCCAAACAGCAGGAAACGUGUUUCUGAAGCACGGGUCAGAACUGCGGAUCAUUCCAAGAGACAGAGUGGGAGGCUGCUAGCCGACCUCAUGACGAGUCAUCACAGGAAAAAAAAAAUGGGAUCAUGUUUAGCUGUAGCUUUUACAAAAAACCCCAUCUAUUUAUUUUCAGGCCCCGAAAUGACUUCUCUCAACAUGUUGGCGCGUCCAGCAGCAGUCUGCGAUGUGUCACUACACUUUGCUGAUCUGCAGUGGCCCCCAGUCUUGUCAAAGAGACUCCUGCAGUUCUAUAGUUGAUUUUUUCACACGCACAGAUGCAGUCACACAUAGAGGAAAACUGGGCCGAAUGCUUAUACGACAGCUACAUUUAAUGUCAAUUGUCCUAGUUCUUUGUAUCUGUUGAACCUUCACAUGGACAGAGAGCAGUGUAGCUGAUGUGGUGGAACAUGUUUAUUAAGAUCAAGCCUGUGACUAGCUCUGCCUUUGUUUGGUCAGUCAUUUUAAUGUAGAUAUUGAAAUCUGUUCAAAAACAUAAUGACAGUAUUGUAUCACCAUUUUGCUCUUUGUGUCUCACAGUUGUACUGUCAAGAGUGUGCUGUCAAAUAUACAUUUUCUCAAUCUAACGUUCAAAAAGCUGUUUGUUGUUUAUGGAAUGCCUUCAUGGCAUUAAAGAUAAUAAUACUGUGCUAAUGCGCCAAACAGAAGUGAUGUAGAUGUCCCAGAAGCUUGAAUUAUUCAGGGUCCCUUCAGUUAGUUUGAAGUGAAGUCAUAAUGCAGGUGUAUAAGCUGUUUUUUUUUUUGUUUUUUUUUUUUUUACAACAAAUGAAUUAUUUUGAAAAAAAACUAUGCUCUUCAUUUAUAUAAACAGCAUUGUGAUGUACCAGAGUUACCCUUGAUGUCAGUUUCCUUUCAAAGUAUAUCACCAUAACACAGUUGUACCCAUUAGGGGUGAAUCAGACUUCUUUACAGACUAGAGUUUACAGAGCACUUGAUGAGUCACUAAAGGAUACUGCUGUGUUUGUAAUUGAGUGGGUUUUCUUGAAAAUCUGUUUUUAUACAUAAAAGAUAUAAUUUGUAUUCUGUAAAGCCAGCAUGAGACAGGGGACAUCGAUAUAUACUGACAGAAUAUGGAAGUUAAAUAGCAUGCAGCAACCAUUUUUCACUCUCCAUUAGAAUGUCACUGCGGAGGAUCUGAGCAUUCAAUUGCAAUAAUGGAACUUUCAUCCGUUUUAAUCAAACGGGUAGCGCAGUGCAUUCUCCUCUACUCAUCUGUUAAGCAAAAUCCAUUAGUGUUCCAGCAGACCAGCAUUGCCAUUAUGUGACACGCCUACCUUCAGUUAAAUUUGUCCUGGCAUGUCUUUUUUUGUGUUCCUUUUCCCCAUUUAAUAAUAAAUGAUUAUUUAUUCAUGUUAGACACGGUUUGUCUAAAGGAUAUGCAACUGCUUGAUAUUACGCUUGGUUAUUAGAGUGACAAUAUAUUAUCAGCAAGGGGUAUAUAAGCGUAAAGCCAAAUGUGACCAUGGGUGACUUUGAUGAGAUGUUCAUAUUAAACAAUCUGUUGUCAUGUGGACUCAGUUGAGAUCUACAGACCAAAAGAUAAUUAGUAUCUAAUGUCACAUCAUAAAUGAUGCAGCAUAAAUGAUGGCAGUCCUUUUGGGCAGAUGCAUUGGUGCUUCUCAUCCAUCCUACUGGAACUACACAGUUUAGGUGACCUUGGUCACAUGAUGUGGUUAACCAGGCUUCACAGAAACAUUGCCAACAUGACAAUUUUGCCCAUCUACAAAAUGUUGAAUG